This is a messenger RNA of Onychomys torridus (southern grasshopper mouse), 1043 nucleotides long. It is a transcript of the gene Cd2, whose product is annotated as CD2 molecule. The record is from RefSeq and is a predicted model, not a curated record. Gene Ontology annotation, molecular function: signaling receptor binding. Gene Ontology annotation, cellular component: membrane. Gene Ontology annotation, biological process: positive regulation of type II interferon production; cell-cell adhesion. The transcript has 5 exons. Lineage: Eukaryota; Metazoa; Chordata; Mammalia; Rodentia; Cricetidae. The coding region runs from base 15 to 1043 and encodes 342 amino acids.
AACAAAUUCUAAAGAUGAGAUGUGAAUUGCUGGCUAGCUUCCUUCUGCUUUUCAGCAUUUCCAGCAAAGGCGCAGUCUCCGCGGACAGCAGUAUCAUCUGGGGUGCCUUGGGUCACGAUAUCAACUUGACCAUCCCUAAUAUCCAAGUGACUGGUGUUGAUGAAGUACGAUGGGAGAAGGGGGGAAAUCUGGUUGCACAGUUUAAAAGGAAGACGAAACCUUUUUCAAAAUCAGAAGCCUUUGAGAUCUUAACAGAUGGGAGCCUGCAAAUAAAAAACCUGACGAGAGAUGACCACGGUACCUAUGGUGUGAUGGUGUAUGGUGUGGAUGGGAGUAGUAAGCUGCAAAAAGCAUUCACCUUGAGGAUUCUGGAGAGGGUCUCAAAGCCAGCCAUCUCCUGGCAGUGUAGCAAUACAACCCUGACCUGUGAGGUCAAAGAAGGAACGGACCUUGAACUAAAGCUGUAUCGAGGGAAGAAACUUCUCACCAGUGGACGUCAGAAGAUCAUAGGUCACAAAUGGACCUCCCUGAGUGGGCCAUUCAAGUGCAGUGCAAAAAACAAGGUCAGCGAGGAAUCCAUCACAGCUUCGGUCAGCUGUUCAGAGAAAGGUCUGCAUUUCUAUCUCAUCGUGGGGGCUGGCGCAGGAGGCCUUCUCUUGGUGCUCCUUGGAGCACUGUCUAUUUUCUGUAUCUGCAAGAGGAAAAAGCAGAACAGGAGAAGAAAAGAAGAAGAGCUGGAGAUAAAAGCCCCCCGAAUGAGCACCGUGGAAAGGGGGCCGAAGCUGCACUCAACCCCAGCCGCAGCAUCUCAGAAUCCAGUGGCUUCCCAAGCUCCUCCUCCUCCUGGCCAUCAUCUCCAGACACCUGGCCAUCGUCCCUUGCCUCCAAGCCACCGUACCCGUGAGCACCAGCAGAAGAAGAGACCUCCUCCAUCAGGCACACAGGCUCACCAACAGAAAGGCCCUCCCUUGCCCAGACCUCGGGUUCAACCAAAACCUCCCUGUAGGGGUGGAGAAGAUGCUCCAUUGCCGCCCCCUAAUUAA